This is a messenger RNA of Trypanosoma conorhini, 372 nucleotides long. RefSeq lists its product as uncharacterized. NCBI's taxonomy places the organism in Eukaryota, Euglenozoa, Kinetoplastea, Trypanosomatida, Trypanosomatidae. The record is from RefSeq and is a predicted model, not a curated record. The annotation marks the transcript as partial. The transcript has a single exon.
AUGGAACAAAUAAAACAAUUCCACGCGCGCCCGGGGCCGACAAUCCCCGACCCAAGUUCAAAGGCCCCAGCCCCGGCGGCCGUUCAUAACACCGCCGACCGCAGCCCCCAAGUUCUUCCCAUUUUCCCUCCGCGUUUAUUUGGGGUUCAAAUGGGGCAGGUUUUCUCCGCUGCAGAGCGGGCCCCUCUACAAGCGGGGAAGCGCGACGAGGGCUGCGGCCGGAAUUUUUUUGCCUUGAAACUCUUUUGGGCGAAGCCUUCCCCAACCAUGGGGCGCCGAUUCCGUACGCCACCGGAUCUGUGCGGCCACAACCCCGUUUUUUUCCCCGGCGCGGCGCGCGCUUCGGCGGUACUGGUUGGUAAGUUGUUUUUC